Messenger RNA from Heterotrigona itama, 1030 nucleotides. NCBI's taxonomy places the organism in Eukaryota, Metazoa, Arthropoda, Insecta, Hymenoptera, Apidae. The record is from the annotation of a GenBank genome assembly.
GUCAAAUGACCCCUUAUGAUAAGACAGGUAUAUGUAAAAUGCUGGUACGUUUAGUGUUAAUCAGUAUACCAGCGAUUUCUGUACAGUUUUCCCCCAGCUAACUCCGUUUACGUUUUUCGAUUCGUGUCGACGAAUUUUACUGAAUUCAUCCAUCCAGCUGGUGAUGUUCUCUGUUCGCAGGUAUCAAAAUGAGCUUCCAAAGAAGAUCAAGUCACGCGGCAAGGACGCGCAUCUCAAUCACGAAGAACUCGUGCAAACGAUGAAAUGGAAACAGAUACGUGGCAAGUUCUACCCUCAGUUGUCCUACUUGGUUAAAGUGAACACACCACGCGCCGUGAUGGCGGAGACGAAGAAAGCGUUCAAAAAGCUUCCGAACCUGGAACAGGCGAUCACUGCCCUCUCGAAUUUGAAGGGUGUCGGUACGACGAUGGCGUCGGCCCUUCUGGCAGCAGCAUCACCGGAGAAUGCACCCUUCAUGGCGGACGAAUGUCUGAUGGCAAUACCGGAAAUCGAGGGCAUCGAUUACACCACCAAGGAGUACCUCAACUUUGUUCAGCACAUUCAAAAUACCGUCGAGAGGCUGAACAAACAAACGUCGAAUGGCAAAACAUGGAGCCCCCACAGGGUGGAACUCGCUCUGUGGACCCACUACGUGGCGUCUGAAUUGAAGCCAGAACUGCUGGACGGUAUUCCAGGCUCGACAGAGAACGGGAACUCUCAUCCGCCCAGCAACGGCGAGGCGACAGAGCCGUCGGACGACAGCAAUCAGGAAGCAGCAUUGAACGGUAAGGAACCAGGCAGUAUUGAUCCGGCGGCCAUCGAUGAGAACAGCAUGACCACGUCCUUCACCGAAGAUUCGAUGGAUAAACCCGCUACGCCGAUUACAGCGGCUGUCGCCAGCGAAGAUACGAACGAUUCGCUCGCCACGAACGACAAUGACGACAGCAACAACACGCCCCGACCGACAGACAGCGAGGACACCGAAGACUCGCAGGACGUACAGGAGCCGCCUACCAAGAAGAGUAAGAAG